Messenger RNA from Thermothielavioides terrestris NRRL 8126, 2763 nucleotides. RefSeq lists its product as uncharacterized. Gene Ontology annotation, biological process: mitochondrial RNA 3'-end processing; RNA catabolic process. Gene Ontology annotation, cellular component: mitochondrial degradosome. The transcript has a single exon. NCBI's taxonomy places the organism in Eukaryota, Fungi, Ascomycota, Sordariomycetes, Sordariales, Chaetomiaceae. Bases 415 to 2592 code for a protein of 725 amino acids. Gene Ontology annotation, molecular function: RNA helicase activity; hydrolase activity, acting on acid anhydrides; ATP binding. The record is from RefSeq and is a predicted model, not a curated record.
CGAAGAAUUUCGACUUCGAAUUGGGAAACGUGGGUUAGCCGUCAUCAAGAAGUCUAAAUCUCUCUGUUCCCGAACAGGAUCAAACCGAACAGGAUCAAACCGAACAGGAUCAAACGCUCCCGCCUCGCAGACUCUCCGCGUCGUACCACACGAGACCAGCAUGGUGCUGCCGUCCGCCCCCUCGACGCGGCCAUGAUUUCACUGCUUGGGGCCAGAUGGAAACCUCCGAAGCGCGCAGGAUACGUCGUGCGCCGAUGGCGCAGCAAGAAGCCCAGCCAACCGCCGCCCAAGCGACCAUUCAAGCCUGUUGAAGUGAGUGCGCGUUCGGCUUCGGCUUCGGCUUCGGCUUCGACUCCCAUCUCUCUUCAGUUUCCCCAGUCACCCGCCCAGACACUUCCCCAGCCACCCGACAUCAUGCACAAGGCGCUGCGCCACGGCCUUGAAAAUGAGCAUGGGUCUCCCACGAUAAGGCGGCCGGCCUUCAUGAUCACGCGCAAUUACCAGGUUCUCGAGAAGCUCGUCGAGUCCCGCUUGCAACAUGUCAUCGCGUCCAUGGGCGACUGGGCCAAGAACCAGGCCGAAUGGCGCUCGUUCGGCCUCACCAGCCAAGCGCAGCUGGAUCGCGAGGUCGGCCUGUUCCGGAUGGUGCUGGGCAAGUCCUUCGCCCUCGCCGUGGAGGAGGGCAAGACCAGGCGCGCCGAGAACCCGCUCUUCUGGAACCUGCGGAACGCCUUCAUCCGCUCCGACAGUAUCGGCCUGGACCGGGAGCUCAAGUACGCCUUCCAGACCUUCCUGAUGCGCUCGCGCUUCCCCAAGGCCGUCAACGAGCUGCACAUGGCCCUCGCCGACCUGCGCUUCCCUUACGAGUGGUACCCGGCCACCCGCAUGCUGCAGCGCACCAUCCACCUGCACGUCGGCCCCACCAACUCGGGCAAGACGUACAACGCGCUGCAGGCGCUCGAGAAGGCCCGCACCGGCAUCUACGCCGGCCCGCUGCGCCUGCUGGCCCACGAGAUCUGGAACCGCUUCACGGCCAAGAAGAAGCCGUGUGCCCUGGUCACGGGCGAGGAGGUGCGCAUCCCCACCGACGCCGACACGUGGUUCCACAGCUGCACCGUCGAGAUGACGCCCAUGAACGCGCGCGUCGACGUCGCCGUCAUCGACGAGAUCCAGAUGAUCGCCAGCGAAGAUCGCGGCUGGGCCUGGACCCAGGCCUUCCUCGGCGUCCAGGCCAAGGAGGUGCAUCUCUGCGGCGAAGAGAGGGUGGUGCCGCUCAUCCAGGACCUGUGCGCCCGCAUCGGCGAGGAGUGCAUCGUGCACCGCUACCAGCGGCUCAACCCUCUCAACGUCAUGGACGAGAGCCUGAAGGGCAAGUUCAGCAACCUCCAGAAGGGCGACGCCGUGGUCGCCUUCUCCCGCGUCAGCCUCCACCAGCUGAAGGCCGGUAUCGAGAAGGAGACGGGCCGCAGGUGCGCCAUCGUGUACGGCAACCUGCCGCCCGAGACGCGCGCCAGCCAGGCGGCGCUGUUCAACAACCCCAACAACGAGUACGACUACCUGGUUGCCAGCGACGCCAUCGGCAUGGGGCUCAACCUCGAGAUCAAGCGCGUCGUCUUCGAGGCGAGCUACAAGUUCGACGGCGUCACCUUCCGCCCGCUCACGGUGCCCGAGAUCAAGCAGAUCGGCGGCCGCGCCGGCCGCUUCCGGACCGCCACGCGGGAGACGGCGGGUGACACGUCCCAACCGUCCCCGGGACUGGUCACCACGCUCGACGAGGAGGAUCUCGACCUCAUCCGGGCCGCCUUUGGCAAGGAGGCCCCGCCGAUCCCGACCGCGGGCCUCUUCCCGCCGCCCGCCGUCAUCGAGCGCUUCCACUCGUACUUCCCGCCGCGCACGCCCAUCAGCUUCGUGCUCGCCCGGCUGCGCGAGAUGAGCCGGCUCUCGCCCCGGUUCCACAUGUGCGACUUCACGAACGCCAUGGACAUCGCCGAGAUCAUCAAGCAGUACGACCUGAGCGUCUCGGACCGGUGCGUCUUCCUCAACGUGCCCAUGAACCUGCGCGACCCGAGGCAGGUCGAGGCGCUGCGCGCCUUCGCCAAGUGCGUCGCCGAGAUGGGCAGCGGCCACCUGCUCGACUUCCCCGAGAUCGACCUCGAGGUGCUCGACCUGGCCCGCCCCACCGCGCCGUCCCAGCAGGUCGAGUACCUGCACCGGCUCGAGUCGCUGCACCAGGCCAUCACCAUGUACCUCUGGCUCAGCUACCGCUACCAGGGCGUCUUCCAGAGCCAGGGCCUCGCCUUCAAGGUCAAGGAGCUGGUCGAGGCCAAGAUCGCCGACCACCUCGAGAAGCUCAGCUUCGUCGAGGAGCAGCAGCGGUCCAAGCGCCGGCGCAUGCGCAAGCUGGCCGCCCGCAGCGAGCGCAAGGAGCGCAACCUGCUGGCCAUCGACGAGGAGCUGCUGCCGCCCCACGAUGAGGGCGCCGGCCAGUGGGCCGAGGAGGGCCACGAGGAGCCGCUCUUCGAUGGCGAAGUUGCUGCCGAGAGGCCGCCGGCUGCUGCUGCUGCUGCUACUGCUGCUGACGCCAAGGUGUGAGGUCCGGGGGCAGUGAGCAAUACAUCGUGUGUAUGUUUGGGGGGUGUAUGAUACGAUAUACCGUCGCCUAGCGCGGCCGGUUGUAUUUAUUUAUGACGCAGAAGCGCCGAGUUGCCAUGGUCAGGUGUGUAUAAUAGAAGGUACUCUCCUGUUGGGACGCGUCCCGCAUAU